UUGAUUCUCUCUAAAGACCUCAAUUAUUGUCUAGGCCUAGGACUAAAAGGAUCUGAUUAUGAUGAUUAGAUCCUAGAAUUAAGGGUUUUGAUACUUCUUGAUGUAUAUAUAUAUUGUAACUCUCUUAGUGAGAAAUAGACAAAACAUUUCAGAAUUUCUCUUGUAUUAUCUUGUCAUGGUAUCAGAGCCAAAACUCUGAAAUCAAUUCAUCUUGUAUCUAGUUCCUUAUCUGGUUCUUCUAUUCUGUUUUUCUUGGACUUGAUCUCUUGGUUCUUGUUUCUAGUUAAAUCAUGUCUCUGGAACGAUCUGAACAUUUUCUUGUUCGAUUUACUGGAAAGAACUAUUCUGCCUGGGCUUUCCAGUUUUAGAUUUUUGUCAAGGGAAAGGAAUUAUGGGGUCAUAUUGCUGGGACAGUUCCUGCACCUGACAGUGAGCAGGAGAAAGAGAAAUAUGUGAAAUGGGAGGUGAAGGAUGCUCAGAUUAUGUCUUGGAUCCUUGGAAGUAUGGAACACUCCAUGCUUCUCAAUCUCAAGCCUUACAAAUCCUCUAGAGAGAUGUGGGAUUACCUGAAGAAAGUUUACAACCAAAGCAAUACAGCACGAAGAUUCCAAUUGGAACUCGAGUUGGGUCAACUUAGUCAAGGCAGUAUGUCAAUACAAGAGUUUUAUUCUUCCUUUGUAAAUCUUUGGGCUGAGUACACAGAUAUUGUGUAUGCAAGUGUACCUCCUGAAGGACUUAUUGUUAUUCAAAGUGUGCAUGAGACCAGCAAGCGUGAUCAGUUUUUAAUGAAGUUAAGGGGGGAAUUUGAAGCAAUCAGGUCUAACCUGAUGAAUAGACAACCAGUUCCUUUCUUGGAUAUUUGUGUAGGAGAACUUCUCAGGGAAGAACAACGGAUCAUUACACAGGCUGUUUUGGAGCAGAAAGCUCAAACUUCUACUCCAAUUCCUGUUGCAUACACUGCUCAAGGGAGGUCUAAAGGAGGUAGAAAUAUGUCAAAUGUCCAGUGCUAUAGCUGCAAAGGAUUUGGGCACAUUGCCACUACUUGUACUAAAAAAUUCUGCAACUAUUGUAAGAAAACAGGGCAUAUCAUCAAAGACUGCUCCAUCCGGCCUCCAAAGAAAUCUGAAACUGCCUAUAAUGUCUCGGUUGGUUCCUCAAAUACUCCUAGUCCUGGUCAGUCCUCUAUUACCCCUGAAAUGGUCCAACAAAUGAUAGUUUCUGCCCUUUCUGCUUUAGGCCUUUCAGGAUCAAGUGUCCGGGAAGAUGAUCGCGAAGGGACCUAAAGUGGGACGCCUAUUUCCCUUGCUUCUAUCUCCCUCUCCUAUGUCAAAUUAUGUUGCAUGUAAUGUUGUUCAAUGUGAUAAUCAGGUGUGGCAUAGACGUUUAGGACAUCCUAAUUCUCAUGUACUUCGAGUCUUGUUUAAAUCUGGUUUAUUAGGAAAUAAAAAUUUGAUUUCUUCUAAUAA
Messenger RNA from Populus trichocarpa (black cottonwood), 1466 nucleotides. RefSeq lists its product as uncharacterized. The coding region runs from base 483 to 1283 and encodes 266 amino acids. The record is from RefSeq and is a predicted model, not a curated record. Gene Ontology annotation, molecular function: zinc ion binding; nucleic acid binding. Lineage: Eukaryota; Viridiplantae; Streptophyta; Magnoliopsida; Malpighiales; Salicaceae. The transcript is spliced from 2 exons.